AUGGUGUUUACCUCUGCUGCAAAUACCGGCCAUUCUGCAGAAGCCUCUGCAUCUGGAAACAACAUGUUGCAGAACGCCAGCGGUACCGGCGGUAUCGGCACCGGCGUCACCCAAGACCAGGCGUCGGCAUCCUCGUCAACGUCAAUGUCAACCACCACCACCACCACCACAACAACAACAACAACAAUGAAAACACCAACAGAAAGCUUUUCGGCUUCUUGUGGUAACACUGCUGCCACAUACGAAUAUCCCAUCGCGGCGCAAAUCAUUGCCCUGCGACACACGUUCAGCACGGGCUCCUCCCCAAGACGACUAGCGCAGGUCGGCCGCCAGCUGUUCACGCUGUACGAGCCCUCGCUCGACGACCCGGCCGUGUUUCGCAGUGAUGACAUGGUGCGGGAUUUUGUGAACCUGAACCUGCAGUGGUCCCGCGCGGUGCGGUACGCGUUCGACAACGCGGCGGAGCCGGUGACGCACGACGUCAGCCUGCGGACUUUGGAGCUGCUUCACCAGGACUUGAACGAGGACUUGCAGGUAUGGCUGAUUUGCCGUAACAUGAAAAGCCAGACGUCGUGA
Messenger RNA from Purpureocillium takamizusanense, 576 nucleotides. RefSeq lists its product as uncharacterized. The record is from RefSeq and is a predicted model, not a curated record. The transcript has a single exon. NCBI's taxonomy places the organism in Eukaryota, Fungi, Ascomycota, Sordariomycetes, Hypocreales, Ophiocordycipitaceae. The coding region runs from base 1 to 576 and encodes 191 amino acids.